Leptomonas pyrrhocoris is the source of this 1363-nucleotide messenger RNA. RefSeq lists its product as hypothetical. The transcript has a single exon. Gene Ontology annotation, cellular component: nucleus. Gene Ontology annotation, molecular function: RNA polymerase III core binding. Bases 542 to 1363 code for a protein of 273 amino acids. The record is from RefSeq and is a predicted model, not a curated record. Lineage: Eukaryota; Euglenozoa; Kinetoplastea; Trypanosomatida; Trypanosomatidae. Gene Ontology annotation, biological process: negative regulation of transcription by RNA polymerase III.
GCUCUUCCCUUUUUUCUUUCUCUCUCUUAAUGGAGUUUAUUGAAACGAACGCCGGCACCGUGAAGCGCACCUCCUGCGCCGCCUACGGAGGCUGGUGCAUCGGCCAAACACGACGCUAGCAGCUUUACUGGAAAUUCUAUCUUUUCUUCUUUUCACUCCUGUACGCACACCUUCGGCCUUCUCUCCUCCUGGCUUUUCCGCAAAUUCCGUAGAAUCCGCACGUUCCCACACGUGCACCAGAUAUUAUCUUUCACGCGGUGUCGUGCCAACUCAAACCCGUGGGCAGCUACAACUCGAUUGCCGUUUGACGUGCAUCCGGCAAACGCCUCUGUGCAGUCCUUUUGUGGAUGGCGCUAUCUUUUCUGGAAUUUAUGAUUUGUAAAAUACCAACGUGGACGCGCCAUCAAAAACGUCUUCAACAUAAUUAUCUGUAAACUGUAUCUGUACUGUUUAACACCCUGCCGCUGCGCUUGCACCCGAGCCGCCUGCGUCCGAUCGCACCCAGCUGUGCGGGCCUUCCUCAACGCACACCCAAGAGAGCAUGAAGUUCAUCCCCAUCGACAGCUUUAGCACCCUCAACUCCCUCCUUUUAGGCGUGGAGGCGCAGGGCUGCCGCAUCACGGUGCGGCUGGAGGCGUACACGUGCCGACACACGAAAGAGGAGAAGCAAAUCGCCAACAGCAUCGCCAGCUAUCAAAACAAUGUGCAAAUGACGCCGCCCAUCAGCCCCUCGCCGGGCGUCGCCUCCUUCGACGGCUUCGCUGUACCGCAGCCGCUGCCGCCGCUGGUGCUCGGCGGGGGCAGCGGAGGGGAGGUCGGCGGCUACACCCCGGUUGACCCCGAGGCGUUGGAUGAGCGGCUGGUGUACUUCGUCACGGCACUGAACACCGUCUACGAGAGCGACGGCUACGACUUCUCGGUGCUGCAGGAGGAUGACUUCGUCUGCUACACGGAGCCGCAGCUCAAGACGGAGGUGCAGAACACGCUCGACUCGCUGCCGGAGCAGUGCGGCCCGGCGGUGCAGCGCUUCUGGCCCACAGUUGACGAGGUGGUCGACAACGCGGCGGGCGGGUGCGAGUACUACGAGUUCCGCUGCCCCUCCUGCGACCCGUUGGCGGACAGCACCGUCUACUCGCGGCACUACAUCCUCUACAACAAGAGGAAGAAGGUGCUGGUGUUGGUGGUCGAGUACGGCGAGAGUAACCCGUACCGCGGCGAUGACGGUCUUUUGCGGGCGGUGGGAGGGGCGGGGAUAGCGGGGUGGGAAGUCGAGAGCCCGACCUACAUCAGCACGCCGGAUCACGACGACGAGGAGGAGCCGGAGUACGUGGGAGGCAAGAACAAAGACUUCUACGGCUAUUAG